GUCCGGUGGUGGUCGCCGAGGAGGGGCUGGGUCAUGCUUAUAUCGGCCGGUGCCUGACUGCCUGUGGCCUCCAUGCCCGCUUAUGCCCUCGCUCAGGAGUUACGGUUGUGAUGGAAAACCUGCUGGAGGAAACGUCUCGUGCGUUGAACAAAGCUGUCCUAAGGGAAGGAUCUGGCCGAACGAUGCUCCCUCCGGUCUUAAGAUCUAUGAGUCAGCCCUACUGUAACGUAGCUUUAAACAGUAAAUAACUGUGCUUUCUCAUCGAGCAAAUAGUAAUCUCUUUUGUCCAUCUUCUGUGUGUAGACCAUGAAACCUUCCCCCACCACAGAAUGUCCGAGAUGGUAGCUAGGAGCGUUCUGGAGUCUGUUGUCAGUGCAGAUUAGAUCGUCGUACAGUUAAAGGCCAGUAUUUUUAAAAAAUAGGCACAACUUGAAGACAGCAUCCAAAUAGAGAGUGUGUCCUUGCAGGAUCUCUGUAUCUUCAAAAGCCGUAGAGUAUUAGCUUUAAGGCUGAUCACCCAGCACUUGUAUAACUCCAGUUAACUAGGAUUUAGCCAAAGCUUUUUCUGAUUUUUUGGAACCAGUUAGAAGUUACUGAUGGUUCCAGAAUCCCUCCCAAAGGUAUACCUUCUGUAGAAACCAAAAUAUGCAAAGGUCUGUAGUGAAGGCGGCGUCGUCCAGAAAAUAUCAUAGCAACAAUAGCAGUCCGAUUCUGUGUACAGUCUUCCGAUGGGAAUGUUAAGCUGUAUCUACUCAUUAGGAUACUUUCCAAUGAUGAUGACUGUAUUAUCUAUCAAGUUUACUUGCUAAUAGGAACCUUCAUUGAUUUAAUUCCCAUGAGAGUAGGUGGUUCCUAGUGGAUUUCACACAAGAACAAAGCAAAACAGUUUUUGUAGUUUUUUUUCCCCAUGUAAUAUGUUUAAGCUGUGUCUUGUCUGUGUAAUUCUGCACUGGAUCAUGACAGAUGUAGAAAAGAUACAUUGCACUCAAAUCCAGCAAAUGCAAAGCAGUCUCCUGCUAUAGGACAAUGCUGGCAAGUAAAUGGAAUACGCUGUUUGGAAAAUUUGGGGUCAUGUGGCUUGUGGUUUUCUGUUUAUCUGAAAGUGUGAAUGUAAAUUUGGAUUGUUACUGUAUUUGCAUAACCUGGGGAUGCGGUAAUCCUUACUCCAGUAGAGAGUCCCUAUUUUCUUGCAGGUUUUGUUGUUUGGGAAGGAGUUCAUGCUGAAGUGAAAAGGCUAAUCUAGAAAUAAGUUUUUCACAUGAUAGAUUAAACCAGAAGCAGCAGAAACUAGUAAAGAAUAAGCACAACUGGUAAAACUCUAACACAAUCCUAACCAAGCAGUGAAGUUCGACAGGUAUCGAACGUUUUGUAGCGGAAUGUAUGGAGUAAUUCAUGAUAAUACCACUUUGUCUUUUUAAAGUAUCUUUCAGCCAGUGUUCAUAAAACUUUUAACAAGUUCACUGAUGAAUUUAUCUGCUAGUGCUGCUGUGAGUUAGGUUUCAAUCUCACAGUCGCCCUAAACUGCCCUGGCUGCAUUCCCUUCCCUUCCCUUCCCUUCCCUUGUACUGCCCCUAGCACUCCUGCAAGUGAUGUCAGACAAAGCACUUAUCCAGCUGAAAAUUAAUGGGAAAAAACCUUUUUUUUUUUUUAAAUGUCAUCAGUUUGUUGACCUGUCUGAUGUGGGAUUGGAGACAGGGAAGAGCCUGUUUGCUUUUCCUGUCUACUCCUGCUCUAUCACACCCCAUCAGGAAUCAUGGACCAGUUUUCCUAAUACAGGGAAAUGCAGAAUUGACAAGGCUUAUAAGAAUUAAAAAUAACAAAAAAGUGAAAAUGUUUUGAUUUUUAUCAGUGUUGUUGCAGUAGGUGUUUUGAAACAUCAAUACUGAAAACAGUGCUUGGGCAUGACAAAGGUUUUAGGAAAUUAUUUUAAAUGAUGUUUAGUCUACACUUAAAGGUUUUCAGGUGCAUAUGCACCUGAACAGAUAUGCCUGGAGAGGAGAUAUGUUUGCACCAUGUCCAGACAUGGAUUACCAGGAAGUAGAUACGGUUGGGUGUCACCCUAAGAAUGGGGAUGCUAUUGUGUCUGUCUUUGUAGAGACACAAGGUUGGAGACAGUCGUCAUUCUUAGAACUGGCAUUUGAAGCUGCUGAAAAGGGGUCACAGCUGAACUGGAGAUUGAGCUGGUCAUCUAGAUUGGACUAGACUGGACUACACAUGGUGUGUGGGGGCGUCACAGCAUGAAUGAAUUUGGGAGAAUGGGGCAGCCUUGUGUAGGCAGUUGCACAAAUGUUACAAACAGCAUUGUAUCUGAUGCAGUUGGUAGGGAAUGUAUUUGAUUGUUUCACAGUAUUGCUCUACCUGUCUUUUUAAGUGGUGAAACUCAAACAGUGACCUUUAGUUCAGCAGUGUACAGGAUAAUUCCCUACUGCAUGAGGUAGAGAUGCUUUUUUUGAUAGUCUUCAUAGUCUUGAUCAACUGAGUAGUGCUAGAACGGCUUAGCAGGAAAUGGAAUAUAUGUUUUUGAAAAAUGAGUCUUUAAGUGCAUGCCACAUGGUGGCAAGAUAAGGGCAUGUUUUAAAUCAGCAUUCUUUCUUAGGUCUGGCAAAAAACAGUGGAAUUGUAGUGAGUCGUUGUUUACUUAAUAGGGUCGGCGCAGAGACUUUUAGAACCAGGGCUGUUUGUGGAAAACCUCUAUAGUCUGUCGAAAAAAACUCUCACUGCUAAUGCCUUGUAUUUAAAUGAAGCAAAAUAUAUUAGAUUCCUGACUGUAUUAUGUGUUUUAGAAAUUGCUGUUUAAAAUACAGUCCCUGUAAGAGUGGUAGUGUUUCAAAGUCAAGCACUCAGAAGUCAGGGAAUGGCAGAACAAAGGUACUACAAAUGCAUAUCCCACCAGCAUUGCUUCUUUCCUAUCCCUAUAGCCCCAACUCCUUUCCCUUGUGUAUUUGAAACUGGCCGUUUCCUUCUCCUGCACCAUCCUGGGCACAGCUGUGGAGGUUACGGGGUGCUCAGGGUUCCUGGCACCAGGGUGCUUUCUUCAGCCAAGAGGAACAGCAAGGAGGAAAGUAGUGUGACGUGCUGAGAUCCUGCGGAGAAAUCAGCUGAUGAAAGCUGACAGACUGCACAGGCAUGAAUGACGAGUUUUGGAGAUGUCUCCCUUGGCUAAGAGUGGUUUUAUAAUUAAGAUUUUAUGAGCAUGAAAAAAUGUCAAGGGCAGCUUCGAUACUUGAGGAAUUUCAAAUAUUGGUUCCAAAAGGUCGAGGAAGCUGGGACAAAGUGUGUUUUUCCCCAAACUCCUUUUCUGAAAUAGUUAUUAAUGAAAAGAAGAUUCAUGUUUACAUAGAAAACAAUCUUAACUGCUAAGCAACAUGAUGCUCUGAGUAAUCUGAGUUAUGUCUACUUUGGAGGGUAUUUUCUUUUUUUAAUUUUGGCAAAGUGUUAAUUCAAAUAUUGUGUAGUACUUUGGAGGCAGGUAAGAAACUGUUGGAUAUUUUUUUCCAGUACAGAGGGAGGUUUUUUUUCUUUUUGAUAGGUUGAUGUCUUAUGAGGUACAAAGCAUGGGUAUCUUCAAAAGAAAGAAAGAAAGAAAGAAGAUACCACCACUUCACUGUAGUUAAAAGACCUUUCAGUUGUCUCAUAUUUUUCUCUCCCUUUCAGAGCCAUCAUUUUUGCAGGGUGUGUGCUGCUUGCUGCUCUCCAAAAUAGUCACUCUGUCACUGCAAAAGUCUUACGGAAAAAGGAAAAGAUUUGAGUUUUCACUGUCUUUUCUUUUUGUUUUGUAAUUGUUUUCUCAAGUCCUUUCCCUUAGGGUGUGUAGGGUUGGUUGGUUGGUAGGUUGGUUGGUUGGUUUGUUUUUUGGUAAAGAAGCAGCUCUUCAGGUUGUAAUCAACCUGUACUGUUAAGCACAAGAAUUUGGGCUUAAAGUCCAUGGUUUAAAUUCUUCCCAAAUCUUGGGUCAUUCUAUCUAGUGAAUUUCACUGUGUGUGUUUAUAGUCAUAGAUGGAUGAAUUAAAAAUGCUAGAAGGAAGAUUACCCAGCAGUUUUAUUGCUGAGAUUACCGUGCAAGAUCCUUGGAAGAUGGCAUCUGCAUGUAAUAUCUGUACAGAGAUCGGCUUUACAAACUGUAAUGAAUUUAGGCUGGAAGUCGUCUGAGGGCUACCACAAUGCAAAUAAAAAUGAGGAAACACCGCAGCUGUAGUUGUCUUUUAUCUAGUAGCUUUUAUCUUGCUCUUUCAUAUAGUACCUAGGUUCUCUAAACUAUGGUUCAUCCUCGCUCUGGUUUUAAAAUAUUUUAUUCAUAUUUAUUAGACUUAUUGUUUCUUGUUUAUUUAUUUUUUUGCUAUUUUUAUAGUUUUUAAGCAUGUCUUCUAUGCAUGUGUGUUAAAAUUGAAUUGCUGCACUGUAAAUGUAUUUUUAAUGUUGUAACAGGAAAAGCAUUCUACCUUUUUUUUAAAUGAGCCAUCAUAUGUAUAAUCAGCUUGGUUAAAACUUCCUUCCUGGUAAGUGCAGCACUUCCUUUGCAUCUGGAUAUGAGGGCGAGCAAGAAAAGCAGAACAGCUUAAACAAAGAAUUUUUUGUGUGAAUGGUCUUCCUUUAAAAAAAAAGGAACUUCAAAACUUAAACAAAUGAGUCGUCUUCAGCAACUCAGCCUUUAUUUUAUAAGAAGAUUUUUUCUGGCAUGGAGUUGGGGGAUUAUGAACAGCCUGUUGUUAUGAGAGAGGAGAACAAACGAAGGAGAAGAAGAAUGAAACCUCAUUGUACAUCAAGUAAUUUGUCUUCAAUGGAACUGAUAUCUAUUGAGUUCAUUUUACCUACAAGCAAUAAACAUACUAAAGUACCAGAAAUGAUGUUACUUGAAAUAGCUGGCAACUGUACAGUUGAGCAAAUGAAAGCACAGAUUUGGAUGCGUGCAAUAGAGAUGAGCCAAACCACAGACUUCUACCAUGCAUUCUCACCUGAUCAGUUUAUUCUCCAAUAUCAGAAGAAAGGGCAGUGGUAUGAAAUUUAUGAUAAACAUCAAGUAUUACAGACAUUAGACUGUAUACUGUAUUGGAAAGUGUUACAGAAAAAGGUAGGCAAGAUCUAUGUUGUCCAGAAACAAAAACCAUCAGAAGAAGUUCAGGAAUUUCAGCGACAGCUUAAUGAUUUAAUUGGUUAUGAUGUCACUGAUGUAAGCAAUGUGCAUGAUGAUGAGCUAGAGUUUACCCGUCGCAGAUUAGUCACUCCACGAAUGAUAGAAGUAGCCUGUAGAGAUCCUAAAUUGUAUGCAAUGCACCCAUGGACUACAUCUAAGCCACUCCCAGAAUAUUUGUUUAAAAAGAUCACUAAUAAUAACAUUUUCAUAAUCAUACAUAGAGGAACAACCAGCCAAAAAAUUAAGGUGUCAAUUGAUGACACUCCAGAUAUGAUUCUCCAUAGUUUUUUCACAAAAAUGGCAAAGAAAAAGUCUUUGAUGGAUAUUCCUGAAGAUCAUAGUGAGCUGGAUUUUGUUCUCAGGAUUUGUGGCAGAGAUGAGUACAUUACUGGAGAGACGCCAAUUAAAGAUUUUCACUGGAUAAGACAGUGCCUUAAGAACGGGGAAGAGAUCCACCUUGUGUUAGACAAUCCGCCUGACCCGAAUGAGGAUGAAGUUCAGAAGGAAGAGUGGCCAUUGGUGGAUGACUGUACAGGAGUUACAGGGUAUCACGAACAAUUGACGAUAGAUGGAAAAGAUCAUGAGAGAGUCUUCACUAUCUCUUUGUGGGAUUGUAACAGGAAAUUUAGGGUGAAAAUAAUUGGCAUUGAUAUCCCAGUUUUGCCGAGAAAUACUGAUCUCACUGUGUUUGUUGAGGCUAACAUUCAACAUGGGCAACAGCUCCUUUCACAGAGGAGGACUUCAUCAAAGCCUUUUACUGAGGAGGUUCUGUGGAAUAUUUGGCUGGAGUUUGAUAUCAAAAUCAAAGACUUGCCUAAAGGAGCACUUCUUAAUCUUCAGAUAUACUGUGGUAAAGCACAGGGACUGUCUACAAAGACUAACCUUCAGUCACAUGAAUCUCCCAACUCCGAUUCAAAAUGCAAAACUCAGCUUCUCUAUUAUGUAAAUCUUUUGUUGAUAGAUCACCGUUUUUUGCUCCGAAGUGGGGAGUAUGUGCUUCACAUGUGGAAAAUCCCAGGAAAGGGGGAAGAACAAGGAAGUAUCAAUGCAGACAAACUCACAUCAGCAACUAAUCCAGAUAAAGAAAACUCAAUGGCUAUAUCCAUUGUACUGGACAAAUAUUGUCACCCAAUUGCCUUGCCCAAGCACAGGAUAAUAUCUGACCCCCAGGGAGACAGGACACGAGCUGAAAUGCCCAACCAACUUCGCAAGCAGCUUGAAGAAAUCAUAGCAACUGACCCACUUAAUCCACUCUCUCCUGAGGACAAAGAACUGUUGUGGCAUUUUAGAUAUGAAAGCAUAAAGCACCCCAAGGCAUAUCCUAAGCUGCUUAGCUCAGUGAAAUGGGGACAACAAGAAAUAGUGGCCAAAACAUACCAGUUGCUAGCUAAAAAGGAGGUGUGGGAUCAAAGCACUUUGGAUGUUGGACUCACGAUGCAACUUCUGGACUGUAACUUUUCAGAUGAAAAUGUACGAGCAAUGGCAGUUCAAAAACUGGAAAGCUUAGAAGAUGACGAUGUUCUUCAUUACCUUUUGCAGCUUGUGCAGGCUGUGAAAUUUGAGCCAUAUCAUGACAGUGCGUUAGCCAGGUUUCUGCUAAAACGAGGUUUGAGAAACAAAAGAAUUGGUCACUUCUUAUUUUGGUUUUUAAGAAGCGAGAUUGCACAGUCUAUGCACUACCAACAGAGGUUUGCUGUGAUCCUGGAAGCCUAUCUUAGGGGCUGUGGGAAAGCAAUGCUGCAGGAUUUCAUGAAACAGGUUCAAGUAAUUGAAUUGCUGCAUAAAGUCACAAUGGAGAUAAAAUCAGUUUCUGCAGAAAAGUAUGAUGUCACUUCUCAAGUUAUCACGCAACUUAGGCAAAAGCUUGAAAAACUACAGAACAGCAAACUUCCAGAAAGUUUUAGAGUCCCAUAUGAUCCUGGUCUAAGAGCAGGAGCCCUAGUGAUAGAAAAAUGCAAAGUAAUGGCAUCCAAGAAGAAGCCCCUCUGGCUUGAAUUUAAAUGUGCAGAUCCCACAGCCCUGUCAAAUGAAACCAUAGGCAUUAUCUUCAAACACGGAGAUGACCUCCGACAGGACAUGCUUAUUUUACAGAUUCUUCGAAUUAUGGAAUCCAUUUGGGAAGCAGAAUCUUUGGACCUUUGUUUGUUACCAUAUGGUUGUAUUUCUACUGGAAACAAAAUAGGAAUGAUCGAAAUUGUGAAAGAUGCUACAACAAUUGCCAAAAUUCAACAGAGCACAGUUGGCAACACUGGUGCAUUUAAGGAUGAAAUACUAAACCAGUGGCUCAAGGAAAGAUGUGUGAUUGAAGAAAAGUUUCAGGCAGCUGUGGAAAGAUUUGUUUAUUCUUGUGCUGGUUACUGUGUGGCAACCUUUGUACUUGGAAUAGGAGACAGACACAAUGACAACAUUAUGAUUACAGAAACAGGUAACCUUUUUCAUAUUGAUUUUGGACAUAUUCUUGGGAAUUAUAAAAGCUUCCUUGGAAUUAAUAAGGAAAGAGUUCCUUUUGUGCUGACUCCAGAUUUUCUGUUUGUCAUGGGGACUUCUGGAAAGAAGACAAGUCUCCAUUUCCAUAAAUUUCAGGACGUAUGUGCGAAGGCUUAUUUAGCUCUUCGACAUCACACAAAUCUGCUGAUCAUCCUGUUCUCCAUGAUGCUAAUGACUGGAAUGCCCCAAUUAACCAGCAAAGAAGAUAUUGAAUAUAUUCGGGAUGCGCUGACAGUAGGGAAGAGCGAAGAAGAUGCUAAAAAGCAUUUUCUUGAUCAGAUAGAGGUUUGCAGAGAUAAGGGCUGGACUGUGCAAUUUAACUGGUUUUUGCAUCUUGUGCUUGGAAUCAAACAAGGAGUAGAAAAGCAUUCUGCUUAAUGUUUCAUGUAAAUUUACUGUAGGUGUGAAUAGGGACUUAGUGAAUCUAUAUGUUAUUAUUUAUGCAUUCCUAAUAAAUGAGCAGUCAAAUUUGCCUUUACUUUGCUGGCAGCUGAAAUAGAUCUUCUAAAAAAGCAAGAAAUUUUGCUUGCCCUGCCAGAAGAUCUUCCUGCAGUUAAGAUUCUUUUUUUUCAAUGUCUAAUGACACUGAAAAUUGCUGGAUUCUGUUAACUAGUUGCUUUGCUUAUGUGGCCUGCAGUUUUAUUUUUUCUUUAUUAAUAAUUUCAGAUAAAUAUGAAGGAGGAGCUUGAGUAAGAUGAUAACCUCCAAAUUGAAAUAGAGAUUCUCCGUGACAUUGUCUUAGUCAUUCAUGAGGGUCAAGCCCUUCAAGUGGAGAAGAGUCUAUCUAAAAUUUAUGGUCACAUUGAAAUCCCUGUAGGAAAUUUUUUUUUCCUUUUCAGGAGGGCUUGCUCUCAAGUAGCACACAUCCUUCCCUUUUGUCCCUUCCUUAACACUUUGUUCUUUCUGAUUUUUAGUAAUAUUAUCAGUAGAGAACAGCUCUGACUCCACUGCUGGAGGAAAUUAUGUUACCAUUUUUGUAGCCUCCUGACAUGCGCAACUGCGCUUGACUUCAUGGUUACCUGGAAGUUCCUCAGGUUUGAACCUCAAAUUCUUAAUUUUGAAAGUUUUGUACUGUACUUUUUAAUGGGGAAUACUCAUAUUAUAUUUCAAGUUAUAUUCUUACCAUAAAGUUACUGCAAUUCCACCUGUAUAGUGAGAGCUUUGUAGAAAAAGCAAUGGUACUUCCUUUUUCCUUAGAGAAAACUCCUUAUAUAAGAGUAAUUGACAUUUUACCAAAUAUUCGAGAAACCCAAAGGUUAUUUAUUCUUUGGUGAUAUAUUUUCAGGAUAUACCUAUCAGGAAUUAAAUGUAAUCUUUGAAAUUGUGUAUAUUUUGCUAUUUAUUUUUAAAUUGUUUAAGAGACUAUACUACUGAAAAGCUAUUUAUGAAAGAAAAAGAAUCAUUAUUUUUAAUUUCAAUAUUUAAACUUAAAGAGGAAAAAAAUGGGCAGUGUUAAGUAGAAUUUUACCUUCUCUACUGUAGGAUACCUGCAAAUCAUCAAAUCUGCCUGUGGUAGAAAAAGAAAAAAGUAUAUAGCAUGAAUUAAUUUUUGACUUGAAUUAUUAUGGUAUACUUCCUGCAAAUUGAUUUUUACCAAAGAGAAAUGAUGGCUUACAGUAUUGCUUUUUUGCACUUGUGUCCAUGUAAUUUUUUCUUUCAUUAUAGUUUUACAUGGGUUUUACAUUACCUUUAAAUGAUUAACUGAAUUUUUUAAUUCUGUUAUCAUUGCUUCGAUCAUUUCACAGAACUGUUAAGAUUUCAACUACUGCUACCACUGUUACUACUGAGUGUAUUCUUGAAGGAUUUUUAAUAAAUGUACUGUAAUUCAUGUCUCAGUUAUGAGAUACAUCCAGUCCUUUUUUGAAAUGUAGAUGUUUAAUUGGUUACUGUGCCCAACAACAUUUUGGUGUAUAUUUGUAGAGUUAGAUAAAGAAAUCUAAAAAUUUAAAA
Messenger RNA from Dromaius novaehollandiae (emu), 9568 nucleotides. It is a transcript of the gene PIK3CG, whose product is annotated as phosphatidylinositol-4,5-bisphosphate 3-kinase catalytic subunit gamma. The coding region runs from base 4676 to 7996 and encodes 1106 amino acids. Gene Ontology annotation, molecular function: 1-phosphatidylinositol-4-phosphate 3-kinase activity; 1-phosphatidylinositol-3-kinase activity. NCBI's taxonomy places the organism in Eukaryota, Metazoa, Chordata, Aves, Casuariiformes, Dromaiidae. The transcript has 11 exons. Gene Ontology annotation, biological process: cell migration; phosphatidylinositol-mediated signaling; phosphatidylinositol 3-kinase/protein kinase B signal transduction. Gene Ontology annotation, cellular component: phosphatidylinositol 3-kinase complex; cytoplasm; plasma membrane. The record is from RefSeq and is a predicted model, not a curated record.